GAAAUAGUAGUUUUAGAGACCAACCAUGAACAAACUGAAAGAGAAACUUGGGUCCGCUAUGAGGAAUACGGCUCUGUCUGCGCAACAGAUCUAUAAACACAAAUCCUUUAAACUUGCAAAGACACAGGAAAAUCCAGAAUGGGAUGAGCCUUAUGAGCAGUUUAUGAAGUUGCAUAAGGAAGUGACUGAUUUCAUUGAGGAGGUUGAAAAAUUCCAGAAAAUCGUUACGGAUCUAUGCGGAAACAUGGUCAAGAUCGGCGAGACGUUAAUGACCGGUAUCCAGGAGACGGACUCCGAAGCGAGCCAGAAGAUCGCUACCAGCUACGAUCAGAUCAUGAAGGAGUGUGCUGACGAGCCUCUGAAGAGCGCAACCCAGCGCAUCAACGAAGAGAUUCUCACGCCUCUGAGGGAAAAGCUGAGCGACAUGAAGGAAGUUCUUAUGGCCAUCGAAGCGCGUAAGAAGGCCAAGAUGGACUACGAUCACUACUAUUUCAAGGUGGAGGAACUUCAAAGCAAGCCGAACACCGAUCCCAACAAGAUGGUUCGUAACCAAGACAAGCGUCAGGAGUGCCAGACCACGCUGACGACCAUCACGGACCGCCUCAUCAGCAAGUUCGACGAGUACGAAGCGGCGCGCCCCACGUUCCUGGCGUACGAAACGCGCACGUUCCGCUCGGUCCAGAAGGAGUUCUUCUCCACGCUGGCGCAGAAGAUGGACAAGUUCAAGGUCACCAAGCCCUACGAGGGCAUGCCGCAAGAGCCCAUCGUCGCGCGCUACGACCCUCACUCCUCCUUCGCGCAGGCCGAUCUCUCCACAUCGCGCAGAGGGCCCAAGGCGCGGCGCAACGAGGCUGACGACGACGACGAGGACGACGACGAGGACCCGCGCACGCGACGCGGCGGCCCGCAGGCGCGGCGCUCGACGCAGCAGGGCUCGUUCCGCCGCCCCACGCCCGGCGCGCAGGCGGAGAACGCGUUCAGCCGCGGCGGACAGAAGAAAAACCCGUUCGGAGGGAAGGGAGCGAGCGCGCCGGUGCCGGUGGACGUGGACGACAUGGAGGAGACCGCGAGGCCCGCGCGGAAGCCGAAGGGAAUCAUGGCCCGCGUGCUGUACGACUUCGCGGGGGAGGACGCGGACGAACUGCCGCUGCGCGAGGGCCAGAAGGUGCGCGUGACGCGGCAGCACGAGAGCGGCUGGUGGACGGGCGAGAUCAACGGCAAGGUCGGCAUGUUCCCCGCCAAUUACGUGGAACUUUUGUGGGCUGUUUGA
Blastocystis hominis is the source of this 1270-nucleotide messenger RNA. RefSeq lists its product as hypothetical. The record is from RefSeq and is a predicted model, not a curated record. Gene Ontology annotation, biological process: actin cortical patch localization; endocytosis. The transcript is spliced from 7 exons. Bases 59 to 1270 code for a protein of 403 amino acids. Gene Ontology annotation, molecular function: protein binding. Lineage: Eukaryota; Bigyra; Opalinata; Blastocystidae.